UGCUCUUUGCUAGUUGAAAUUUUUCUUUUACGCGUGCGCGACGUCAUCACUUUGAAUUGGAAUUGUACUUAGAGUUUUUGUUUAUGGUUAAAAAUAAAUCGGCAGUUUUCAUUCAAUACUUCUUUCAUUCUUUCAUACUGACCUUCACAUAGAUACGUCUAAGAGGAUUAUAUAUAAAAAGUUUAUUCUCAUUUAAUGAAUUGUCUAAGUCAUCGUAAACUACAAUGGCAACGUUGGCGUUAGGCGCCUCUGCAGAUACUCUGUGUCGAAUCAAGUGCGGUGAAAUUUUUACUUACGAUACACAAUACGAGGAAUUUCACGUUGAAUGUGUAUUCUGUGAAGAUAGACCGGUUUGUAAAUUAUAUGAGUUUAUUACGCAUAUGCAAACCUGGCACACCAAUUGGGAAGAAACCGACGAAUCCUUAGCUGCAGAAAUGAUAGAAAACGUAGAUGAAUUAGAGCAACAAGAUUUGUGUAUUGCAGAAUAUUUGGAUUACACAGAAGAGGAUAUUUUGAGAGAACAAAUUUAUUUAAGCUCUAAUAAUAGUGUAACAACAUCAGAAGAAUCACUGCCGCUACCUUUCGAACAAGUGCUUAUCGAAAAUGAGUCGGAAGCUUCGAUGUCAGAAGUAGACAUUGAUUUUGAUACUGCUAGCAUUUCCACAAACUCCAUAAAUGAUCAUACUGAUUUGGAUUUAAAUAGACAAACUACUGAUAAUAUCUUAGAUAAACAAAGUACAGAAACAAAACUUCAAAGAAAGCAUUUACAAAAACUUAUUGAAUUAUAUAAAAUGCAAUCACGUUUAUGGGAUCAAACCCAUCCCGAAUUUAGUGAAACACGGCUUUGUCGAAAAUCCUGGCAUCAUAUCACUAAUCAGUUUAAUAAGUUUUGUAAAAGAAAUUUUAAUUUAUAUGAGGUCAGGAUACGUAUGGCCACACUUUGUUCCAGAUUUUUGAAAGAACGUGAAAAAAUGGACCAAGACAAGAAGAGAACAUCAAAAUUCGCUUAUUUUGAGGAAUUAAAAUUUUUAGAUAAACAUCAAAUUCUUAAAAAUCGUCGCCUCAUAUUUGAUCAGCAGAACGAAAAAUUAUUGGAAAUAUAUGAGCAUUAUCCAAUACUUUGGCAUAGAACAAAAAGACAUAUAAAGCAGCCAGAAAAACGUGAUGAAGCGCUACAAAGUAUAAGCUCCGCUCUUAAACUUACUGGAGUUCAUUUAUCACCAUUCGCAAUACAAACACGUCUUCAGACAAUCCGUAAAUGCUACCGCAUCGAAAAAAUACGUUUCUUAAAUUGCAAGGUUCAACAAAGAAAAUUCCUAAAACAAUUUAAACAUUUCGAACAAAUGCAGUUCUUGGAUAAGCAUAUAGAUCCGUAUGUCUGUGAGGUUUGUGGUAAAAUAUUUGCAAAUCUCUCAAAAUUUCAGGAACAUAUAAACAACGAGGUUCACAUGGACAGCAUAGAAAAUGAUGUGAAUGAAAGGAACAAUAACAAUGAAAUAUUAGAUACAUCGGUUUUAAGACAGGAUUUAAAUUCAAUUAUUAAAAAUGAUAUAAUGGAAGACAAAAAAGAUAUGAAUCAGAAACAAACUGUUUACAAUAAUUCAAUUAACCAGUCUACCGACCAAAUACUGGACAAUGAGUUAUUAAUUCACGAAAUGUAUGAAGGUAUAAGGGGUAGUAAGGAGUCAUGUCAUGGAUAUCAGCAUGAGACGGAAUAUACGCUAAAUGAUUCAGACAGCUUGAAGAACGGAUCUAUAGUACAAAUACAAAACACAAAUAUAGGUUUAGAGAAAUUGCUUGAGGAUAUUAUGAGAGAGCAGACAUUACUUGAAAAUACUAAAUUAAAUGUUACAGAAAAUAAUACUAUUAGUGAAUCCGUCUGCAACAACACUGAAAAUAUAUAUAACAAUCAAAUGGAAUCCUUAAAUAUAAAAAAAUCUACUGAUCAUAUAAUACAAAACGUAAUUCAGACUACAUCUGCUUUUAAUGACUCACAAUAUAAGGAAUCUGUUUCACCGAUAAUAUUUUUGGUAACUCAGAACAAUCUCAAUAAUGCUACAGAACAACUUAUAGAAGAUACACAGCUGCUUUCUAAUAUAGAAAAUAGAGCGAUCAAUGAAAUUGUAAACUUACAACAAGAACAUGGCUCUACAAGUACGGAAAACAGUAACAAAGAAUUAAAAGAACGGGAUUUACUAUUGAAAACUCCAUCAAAUAUAGAUGAAAACAGUUCGAAUUUCGAACUUCGCGAUGAAGAAUUAAGUUCAACUACGUCAGAAACUGAAUAUGAUGACAGUCUUAUUGCAAAAAUGGAAGCUGAUAAAAUUUGUUCUGAUGUGCAAUUAAAAAGAGAUCAGAUAAGAAGAAACAAAAAUUUAGAAAGUUUUGCACGUCUCACUGUUGAGCAAACACAUAAACUCAUUUCACUCUUUCGUCAACAUCCACAGCUCUGGGAUCCUAAUCAUAUAGAUAGUCAAUCCAGAAUGCAUAGACGCAUUGCUUGGCGUUCCCUAACAUCUAAGUUAAAUAAUAUUUACACACUGAAUUAUUCAUGGAAAACUUUGCAACGUAAAUUAACUGACUUCUAUAAAUAUUAUAGACGUGAAAGACUUCGUAUAGAAAAAGAGAAGACCGCAACCAAAUGGUGUUUCUAUGAUGACUUUGCUUUUGCUAAUGUUGUUUUGAGUUCUUCACCCAGCAUAGACAAAACCUUUUCCUUUAAAGAAUCCAACAUAAAACUUAUUGAAGUUUAUAAAGAAAUGCCUCAACUCUGGGAUACGCAUCAUCCAGAAUACAGCAGACGCACAUAUCGUGCACAUCACAUACAAGAUAUGUGCAAACGUUUGUUUGAAGAACAUAACAUAAGAAUAACAUCAGAGAGGUUAAAACAACGUUUAGUCGACUUCCGUGGAAGUUAUCGUACAGAGAAGCAACAGCGAAUCGAAGCACAUAAACGUAAAGAAGAGUUCGUUUCCAAUUAUGAACAUUACGAUGCAUUGAAUUUCUUGGACUUACACGUUUCACCUUUUGUUUGUAGUAUAUGUGGAAUGGACUUUAAGAGAUUACCAGAAAUCACACGACACGAACGUUUAAAACAUGCAAACGUUAUAAAAGAUCGUCGCAAAUUGCCGCUAUCAGCAAUCGAACAGGAUGCGACAUUAGAGAAUAUAUGUCACAUAUGUGGUAUGAAAUUUACAAAACGCUGUAGCCUCGUACAUCACCUAAAGAGACAUUUGGAUCAACGUCAAUUUGCCUGUACAAUGUGUUCAAAAACUUUUUACAAUCGCUCAUCUUUAACCCAACAUGAACGCAGUCACACGAAAGAAUAUCCUUGCAUAUGUGAUCAAUGCGGUCGUUCAUUUCUUAAUGGUAGCAAACUGAAUGAACACAUGAAGCGACAUCGUAACCAAAGGGAUUAUGUUUGUGAUCAUUGCAAUAAAGCUUUCUAUACUGCCUUUGAACGAGAGCGUCACAAACGACGGCACUUGAAUAUACGAGACAAGAUAUGUCCUGUUUGUGGGAAGUCCUUUGUGGUUGGAUCUUCAUAUUAUACUCAUCUAAUGCUACAUAAUGAUGUCAAAAAAUUCAAAUGUACUGCAUGUGAUCAGCGAUUUGCGCAAUAUGCUGGCCUAUACAAGCAUCGGAAGCGGUACCAUCCCAGUGAUUAAAAUAAGAAAACUCCUUCAAAAGUUAAAACUUCUUUU
Messenger RNA from Teleopsis dalmanni, 3704 nucleotides. RefSeq lists its product as uncharacterized. NCBI's taxonomy places the organism in Eukaryota, Metazoa, Arthropoda, Insecta, Diptera, Diopsidae. Gene Ontology annotation, molecular function: RNA polymerase II cis-regulatory region sequence-specific DNA binding; DNA-binding transcription factor activity. Bases 225 to 3668 code for a protein of 1147 amino acids. The record is from RefSeq and is a predicted model, not a curated record. The transcript has 13 exons. Gene Ontology annotation, biological process: regulation of transcription by RNA polymerase II.